Diorhabda sublineata is the source of this 1034-nucleotide messenger RNA. RefSeq lists its product as uncharacterized. Bases 1 to 678 code for a protein of 225 amino acids. The record is from RefSeq and is a predicted model, not a curated record. The transcript is spliced from 2 exons. Lineage: Eukaryota; Metazoa; Arthropoda; Insecta; Coleoptera; Chrysomelidae.
AUGGCGGAACGUUGGAGCGGCCAAGAAAACGUGAAAUUCGUUAACCUGUAUCGAGAACAAGAAAAUUUAUGGAAUUUGUUCGAUUCGGAAUAUAAAAAUAGAGAUGCACGGAGAACUUCGUUACAGCAUAUUGCUAAAGAAAUGAAUAUCCCAGGAUUCACUGAGAAAGAUGUAACUAAAAAAAUUAAAAAUUUGAGUUCAACAUAUAACCAAGAACUCAUAAAAAUUGAGAAAAGUAAGAAAAGUGGUAGUGGUACAGACGACAUUUAUAAGCCUUCUAUAAAAUGGUUCGACAUUAUGGACUACAUUAUGAAAGUUAUUAAUUUAAAGGAGAAAGAAACAACAAGCAAUUUGGAAACCCAUGAUUUAACUGAAGAUAGCGUGGAUAUGUCACAAACUGAUGAGGACAUAAACAAGGAUGAUACUAUAGGCAUUGCCAGAACGCCAACAGCAAAAAAGAGGAACCUAUCCCCAAAAAAAGGAAUAAAGAGAAAUGUAGUUCCAAAAGAAAGUACCAUGCAUGCAGCAAUCAACGAACUGAAAGACUUGAAUAAGAGUUUACGAUUACCACUUGAAGAAAAGGAAAACGAGUGCGACAUAAUAGGCAAACACAUUGCGGUUCAAUUAAAGCAACUAUCUGUGCCGGAUAUGCUAAACGCGAAUGCUGAAAUGCAGUAAGUCUUAACAAAAUACAGACUGAAAAACCUAUAUAAUCCACAUGCGUCUACACCUUCCACAUCGUGUACUACACCAAUACCAACUGCAAGCGAACACUCAUUUUGCAGUACUUCUCAAUCGCCUCCUCACUUAUAUUCACAGUACUCACAUCAGACAGUACACACAAGCAAUACUAUGGAAGAGAUGUCAUCAAUGGCAAAUGAUACUGAUGACUUGGUAGCCCAAGCAAUAUUAAAUGCUAAUAUUCCUUAAAACCAAGAAUUCGUCACAAGUUUAAAUAAUCAUUUUCCAUAUAGUUAUAUUUAUCUGAACCAAAAUGUUUCAUGGAAGCUACGUUAUUUUUGUAAUAUUUGCGU